Messenger RNA from Prosopis cineraria, 803 nucleotides. Its product is annotated as MLP-like protein 43. The coding region runs from base 87 to 554 and encodes 155 amino acids. The transcript has 2 exons. Lineage: Eukaryota; Viridiplantae; Streptophyta; Magnoliopsida; Fabales; Fabaceae. Gene Ontology annotation, biological process: defense response. The record is from RefSeq and is a predicted model, not a curated record.
UGCAUUUUGCUUCCAUAUUGAUCUCUUGGGUUGGAUAGAUUAUUGAAAGAUAUCUUGUAUCCCAUCACUCAUCAAUCAGAGAAGGAAUGGGUCUGACAGGCAAACUUGAGAUUGAGAAAGAGAUCCAGACACAAGCUUCAAAGUUCUUCCACCUCUUCACAAAGCAACUUCACCAUGUCCCUAACAUCACAGAUCAUAUCCAUGAAGGUGAGCUUCAUGAAGGAGAAGACUGGCACAACGUUGGAUCUGUUAAGAAAUGGUCUUACACUAUUGAUGGGAAGGUAGUAAAAUGCAGGGAGAGAAUUGAAGUGUACGAUGAAGUAAACAACAUGAUAACAUUCAACCUGUUUGAAGGAGACGUGAUGGAGCAAUACAAGAGCUUCAAGCUGACUCUCAAAGUGUCUGAUAAAGUUGGAGGAGCUGGUGGUGGUGCCAUUGCCAAGUGGACUGUUGAUUAUGAGAAGCUCAAUGAGGGAAUCCCAGAUCCUGGAGGCUACUUGGACUAUGUCACUAACGUCACCAAAGAUGCCGAUGCUCAUCUUCUCACUGCAUAGUCAAUUAUUCAUAAAUAAAUAAUAUUAUUAAGUGCAUGUGCAUGGGCACUACUGAAUAACUAGUUUAAUUUGUGUGUUGUUUAAUGAUUAAUCGAUAUGCAUUAUCUCGUGUGUAUCAGAAGUACUAUGAGUGCUUGUAUGAUGUAUUUGAUGGCUCGUCUGGUCGAAUAUAUGUUCUAUAUGUUGUUGAAUGUGAAAUUGUUGAGACUGAAACAAAAAUUCAAGUGAAUAAUUGUUGUUGAUGUGUUA